AAAAAAAAAAAAAAAAAAAAUCACAAUUUUAAAAAAAAGGGCAGAGAAAUCAUCAAAAAUUAGAUCAAACGACCUCCUUAUUUUCAUUCAACAUGUGAUGUAAGUUUUAAAUUUCCCUCUUAUUUUCAGUCUGUAGUACUAAAUCUAGGGUUUCAAAUCUAUACUCACCAAAUUUCUUGAAACCCACAGUUCAAAUUUCACCAAAAUAUUUUUGGACACCCUUUUGAGUAAUUAGCACUUUGGACUAAAAAAGUUUGGAUCUUGGCUAUAAUUUAGUGUUUCUUGAUUAGGGCCUAAUUCUUGUUAAUUCCAGUAUUUGAGGAUACCCAAUUGAAUAAUUAACAGUUUGGGCUAAUAAAGUUUGGAUCUUGGCCUUAGUUUAGUGUUUUUGAUUAGGUUUUCUUUAGGUAGGUUUCAAGAUAAUAGUUAUGGCAGGUGGAAGUAAUAAUUUGAAUAACUCUAUGAAAAACAUUGGGGGUGUUAGUGUGCCAACUGGGUUUGGUAAUUCUGGGGUUAAAGGAACUGGAAACCCGAAUCAAUCUAUGGGACCACCCAACCAUCCACAGUUGUCUGAGCCUCAGGCUCAGGCGCUAGCUCAAGCACAAUAUGUGCAGGCUCAGGCUCAAGCUCAAGCUCGAGCUGCUCAUGCCCGGUUUCAGGCACAGCUACAAGCACAAGCGCAGGCGCAAGCACUAGGGCAGCCGGUGCCACAGAAGCCGAGUAUGAUGGGAGGGCUUAGUAGUAAUAGUAAUAUAGGUGGUUCGUCGCCCUCACUUGUUACACAUAAUAGUGGUAAAAGGUCGGGGCAUAAACCGUCUUCGCGCCCUCCUGGUUCUUCUAGUGGUGUAGCUGGUUCGCCUUCGAAAACAAUGGAGCUUACACCCGCGGCACGUAGACGAAAGAGAGGCCCACCCGAGAAGCAGAUUCCUGAAAAGGUGGCUGCCCUUUUGCCGGAAUCUGCUCUUUACACUCAGUUGUUGGAGUUUGAGGGUCGUGUGGAUGCUGCUCUUGCUAGAAAAAAGGUUGACAUUCAAGAAUCUAUCAAGAACCCACCUCGUGUGCAGAAAACUCUUAGGAUUUACGUUUUCAACACCUUUACGAACCAAACUCAAACUGGAAAUCCUAAGGAAAACACCGAAGCUCCUUCAUGGUCUCUUAAGAUUCUCGGGAGGUUAUUGGAUAAUGGAUCAGAAUCCGACGAGACUUCCAUGUUACCUAAACCUACUUUAACGAGUCCAAAGUUUUCAUCCUUUUUCAAGAAGAUCACUAUAUACUUGGAUCAAAAUCUUUACCCCGAUAACCAUGUGAUCUUGUGGGAAAGUUCUAGAUCGUUGGCACUUAACGAGGGUUUUGAAGUGCAGAGAAAAGGGGAUAAAGAGUUCACUGCUAUCAUUAGAAUGGAAAUGAAUUACACACCCGAAAAGUUUAAACUUUCGUCCGCUUUAAGUGAAGUUCUUGGACUCGAGAUCGAGACCCGUCCUCGAAUUAUCGCUGCAAUUUGGCAAUAUGUGAAAGUUAAAAAGUUACAGAUCUCGACAGAUACUUCAUUUUUCUCGUGUGAUCCGCCUCUAAAGAAAGUAUUUGGAGAUGAAAGGGUGAAAUUUUCAAUGGUGUCUCAAAAGAUUUCACAGCAUUUGACUCAGCCGCAGCCUAUACAUUUGGAGCAUAAAAUCAAGCUUUCGGGUAAUAAUCUGGUGGGAAACACUUGUUAUGAUGUUCUUGUGGAUGUUCCUUUUUCAUUAGAUAAAGAUAUGUCUACUUUUUUGGAAAAUUUGGAGAAGCAUAAGGAGAUUGAUGCAUGUGAUGAGGCAAUUUGCUCUGCAAUUAAAAAGAUCCAUGAACAUAGGCGUAGACGGGCUUUCUUUCUGGGGUUUAGUCAGUCACCUAGUGAAUUUGUUGAUGCCUUUAUUGCGUCACAGAGCAAGGAUUUGAAGACGGCAGCUGGUGAUGCUACUCGUAAUGCUGAGAAAGAGCAGCGGGCCGAGUUCUAUAACCAACCAUGGGUCGAAGAUGCAGUUAUUCGUUACUUGAACAGGAAACCUGCCACAGUAAGCGAGACACCUGCAAGCACGUAGUUGAGCUGUUCCCAUGGGUAUGCGUAUCUUUUCUCCCCUUCCAACGUGUAUUGAGAUAGAUUCAGAUAGAUGAGAAAUAGUUCCAAAUGUGGUCAAAGGAAUUAUUUCUGAUCUAACUAAUGUAAUCCAAUGUGUUGCGUGCUAUUAGAUCUGAUUUCAUGUUUGUUUGAUCUUUUCUUGCUUUAGCUGAUCAACUUUCUAGGAGUUUCUUUUUAUGGUAGUAUCUUUUUAUAGUGACUGCUUGAAUCCUACUGUAGUAUCUUUCCAUUUAUAGCAAGGAUUAUUAUGACU
Erigeron canadensis is the source of this 2366-nucleotide messenger RNA. Its product is annotated as SWI/SNF complex component SNF12 homolog. Gene Ontology annotation, cellular component: SWI/SNF complex; nucleus. The transcript has 2 exons. Lineage: Eukaryota; Viridiplantae; Streptophyta; Magnoliopsida; Asterales; Asteraceae. The record is from RefSeq and is a predicted model, not a curated record. Bases 429 to 2075 code for a protein of 548 amino acids. Gene Ontology annotation, biological process: regulation of transcription by RNA polymerase II.